CGCUUCACCCAGUGAAGUAGAGGAGAGAGAAGAGGGAGGAAGCAGCGGCGGUCCCCCCUCACAACACCUGAGUCCUGCGCGUCUUCGCUGCGUAUUGAAGCACGCCGCUUUGAACUCCUCAAACCACCUGCUCCAACCAGCCCACCUGCAUUGUUGAGUUUCUCGCUCUUGUUAAAAGGUGGAAAACCGUCUUGCACCGUGGACGCGCUGAAUUCUGUUUUUGUUGAGUGCGAUAACUUUAAAUCUCUGAUCUCCCGAAGGAUCUGCGACUUGUCAUCACCUCUCUCAGCGAGUGUGUGUAUACGUGUGUGUGUGUGUGUGUGUCUGGUCACAGGAGCACUUCUGUCACUUUGUGCUUCCAGAGUCCCCUCAGCAUCCACAGAAAAACACCCAGAGACCACAGGGUCUAAGAUUAGUGAAGAAUGGGGUCGUCUAUUGCCCUGCUGGCCCUUCUGCUUUUUCUGGGCUUGACUGCUAGCGUGUGGAGUCUGAACCCAGAUGACCCCAAUGUCUGCAGUCACUGGGAGAGCUAUGCUGUGACUGUCCAGGAGUCCUACGCUCACCCAUUUGACCAGAUCUACUACACCAGAUGCACAGACAUCCUCAACUGGUUUAAAUGCACAAGGCACAGGAUCAGCUAUAAGACGGCUUACCGGCGGGGAGUGAGGACCAUGUAUAGGCGCCGCUCGCAGUGUUGCCCUGGUUACUUUGAGAGUGGAGACUUGUGUGUUCCACUGUGCACAGAGGAGUGUGUCCAUGGCCGCUGUGUGUCUCCUGAUACAUGCCAGUGUGAGCCCGGAUGGGGUGGACUGGACUGCUCUAGUGGCUGUGAGAGUGACUACUGGGGACCUCAUUGCAGUAAUCGGUGUCAGUGCCAAAAUGGGGCGAAGUGUAACCCCAUCACAGGUGCCUGUGUCUGCACUGAUGGGUACCAGGGAUGGCGGUGCGAGGAGCCCUGUGAGCACGGUUACUAUGGCAAAGCAUGCCAACUACCCUGCCAGUGUCUCAAUGGUGCCACCUGCAACCACGAGACAGGAGAGUGCAUCUGUGCACCGGGGUACUCAGGGGCUUUCUGUGGAGAGCGAUGCCCCUCCGGUAGUCACGGGCCUCAUUGUGAACAGAGCUGCCCCUGUCAGAAUGGAGGAAUGUGCCACCACAUCACUGGAGAUUGUUCCUGCCCUGCUGGGUGGACGGGUUCGGUUUGUGCCCAGCCUUGCCCUCUCGGCAGGUACGGCAUCAACUGCAGCAAGGACUGUUCCUGUCGUAAUGGUGGGCUGUGCGACCACAUCAUGGGGCAGUGCCAGUGCUCAGCUGGCUUCAGUGGACGCAGGUGUCAGGAUGACUGUCCUGUGGGCAGCUUUGGUCCGCAGUGCAGCCAGAAGUGUGAGUGUCAGAAUGGAGCCAAGUGUCACCAUAUAAAUGGGGCCUGUCUGUGUGAAACGGGGUUUAAAGGCCCUAAUUGCCAAGAGAGAUUCUGUCCCCCAGGCCUCUAUGGCCUCAUCUGUGACAAGUACUGCCCCUGUAAUACCAGCAACACUGUGAGCUGCCAUCCUCUUUCUGGUGAAUGCACCUGCUCUGCAGGAUGGACUGGGCUUUACUGUAAUGAGACCUGCCCGCCUGGAUACUACGGAGAGGAAUGUGUGUUGCCCUGCACCUGCACCAAUGGAGCCGACUGCCAUCCUGUCACAGGUGCUUGUAUAUGUGCCCCUGGGUUCAUGGGUGAGGACUGUGCUACAGUCUGUCCCCCUGGUCUAUAUGGACCAAACUGCAUGUCCACCUGCUCCUGCCAUAAUCACGCAUCCUGCUCCCCAGUCGACGGCUCCUGCAUCUGCAGGGAAGGCUGGCAAGGCGUGGACUGCUCCAUCCUUUGUUCGAGUGGUACGUGGGGCCUGGGCUGUAAUCAGUCAUGCUUAUGUGCCAAUGGAGCUGCAUGUGACCCUGUGGAUGGCAUUUGUACAUGUUCUCCCGGGUGGAGGGGAGAGCACUGCGACGAGUCCUGUCCUGAUGGUACCUAUGGGUUGGAGUGUCGCGAGCGCUGUGACUGUAGCCAUGCUGAUGGUUGUGAUCCAGUGACAGGCUACUGCCGCUGCUACCCUGGCUGGACAGGAAUACACUGUGAUAAUGUGUGCCCACAAGGCUUCUGGGGACCCAACUGUUCAGUCAGCUGCUCCUGUCAGAAUGGAGGGUCCUGUUCUCCAGAGGACGGCACAUGUGUGUGUGCACCUGGAUACAGAGGGACCUCCUGCAAAAGAAUCUGCUCUCCGGGGUUCUAUGGGCACCGCUGCAGCCAGUCGUGUCCGCAGUGUGUGCACAGCACUGGGCCGUGCCAUCACGUCACGGGCCACUGUGAGUGCUUGUCUGGCUUCACUGGCUCUCUGUGCAACCAAGUUUGUCCAAGUGGCAGGUAUGGGAGGGCCUGCGCUGAGAUCUGCCUCUGUACCAACAAUGGCACCUGCAACCCCAUCGAUGGCUCCUGCCAGUGCUUCCCUGGUUGGAUAGGAGAGGAUUGCUCUCAGGCCUGUCCCUCUGGGCACUGGGGGCCAGAUUGUCUCAACUCCUGUAACUGUCACAACGGAGCCCAGUGCAGUGCCUACGAUGGGGAGUGCAGGUGCAGCCCCGGCUGGACCGGACUCUACUGCACACAGCGCUGUCCUUCAGGGUUCUAUGGCAGGGACUGCUCUGAAGUCUGUCGCUGCCAAAACGGCGCAGACUGUGACCACAUCACUGGCCAAUGUGCUUGCCGAACAGGCUUCAUUGGGAUGAGCUGUGAGCAGAAGUGUCCUGCUGGUACAUUUGGAUAUGGUUGCCAGCAGCUGUGCGAGUGCCUGAACAAUGCUACCUGCGACUAUGUGACUGGAACAUGCUACUGCAGCCCUGGAUAUAAAGGCAUCCGUUGUGAUCAAGCAGCUCUGAUGAUGGAGGAGCUGAACCCGUACACCAAGAUUAGUCCAGCACGAGGCUCGGAGCGGCAGUCUGCGGGGGCCGUCAUGGGCAUCAUCUUUCUCCUCCUCAUCAUCAUGGCCAUGCUCAGUCUGUUUGUGUGGUACAGACAGAGGCAGAGGGACAAAGGACAUGAGAUCCAGCCCAGUGUGUCCUACUCACAGGCAAUGCACAUCACCAACACUGACUAUUCUCUGUCUGAGUGUGGCAGUACUGUAGCGAUGAGAACCAGUGCUGCUGAAGUCAAUCAGAGCAGCAGCAGCAGCAGCAGUGGCCAGUGCUUCUCCAACCCCAGUUACCACACUGUGGCCCAGUGUAAUGUUGUCUCAACCAUCUCCAGCAACGUGGAUGGCACGCUGACCCUCAAAUCAAGCACCUUGAAAAGUAGAAAUGGCUCAGAGUGGAGAGCCUACUGCAACCUCAAUGACAUAGAUGUUCAACAGGGGGAGACACAGACACAGAGAGGCUCCAGAAAAGAUUACAUUAAGGGCUCCAUGUGCAGCAACAGUUCCUGCUCCCUGAACAGUGAGAAUCCAUAUGCUACCAUUAGAGACCCUCCGGGACUGGCUUGUAAGCACACAGAGAGCAGCUACGUGGAGAUGAAGUCCCCCUCCCACCGCGAGGUGCCCUUUGGAGGGACGGCAACCCUCCUGGGCAGCGCGAACAGGAAUGUCUAUGAUGUUGAGCCAACAGUCAGCGUCCUGCAGGGACCCAAUGGAAUGGCCACCGGCUUCUCCCAGAGCCCCUAUGACCUUCCUCGCGGCAACCACGUCCCGAGCCACUAUGACAUACUUCCCAUGCGUCACAGCCCCACACACACACCCCCACCACCCCCCGAAAGCCCCAGCUCUUUGCUCUAGAGGGCACACUCAGUGUGUCGGCAAAACAUUCAACCAACUUUCAACCCGUGGCCCUCCCUCUUCCCUCUGUCUCCGUGUGUGUUCAAUUAGAUACUGAGAUCUUGAGAUGGAGGGACAGCCACAGCUCUCCUGGACCCUGCUCUCUUUGGCUCCCUCACAGGCACUCUUUCUGUGGCCCUGAAGGAGGGGGGGGAGGAAAGAGUGUCCCACGCACCAGCGACCAUUCACCCAUUUUAUUUUCUUACAGAACUGAUCACUCAAGCUGCUGCCCGGCCUCGUUAUGGACCUCCUGAAGUGGAACAUAGUGGUUCCAAACAGCACCAAGGGCAGCAUACAGGGAUCGGGUGGACAGAUUAUUUACAGGGAAAGAGCGAUCCUCACGCUCAUUUUUAGCCCGUGAUAUAGGUUUACUAUUCAAGGGCAGACAAGCGUUCAUAAUGCCCCCUAAACAGAAGUGAUUUUCUCCACAGCAGGGAAGGUAUAGCAACCCUGACCAUUUCAAAGCAGGUGAAGAUUUACCACAUAGACAUCAGAGUUUAUGGAUCGUCACCGUGUGCAGCAGCUACAGAUCAUAGCUGACACGAAGUGAUUAUGAUCAUCUACUCUGAGGUCAAGAAAAGUCAGAUAGUAGAGAAAUGUAUGUUGUAAAUGUUAUACAUGGAAACUUGACUGGGAGUGGGCACAGUCUGAUAAAGCAUGGAUAAAUAGUAAAAUAUUGUAAUGGUCCUUUAUUCACUGUUAUCCAGUAAUGAUUACACAGCUGAUACUUGGUGAUCCCUGUCCGUAACUCACAAGCUUCUGUUCAGUUUCGGUGUAAACAAGGAUUUAUGUAACUGGAGAUGCUUUCAGGUCACCGGUGUUCAUGCAUUAUAUUGCAUUGCUGAGAGAUACACACAUACAGUAGGUCUCCAGUUUGGAUCCCCCCCCCCCCCACUCUGAUGAAGUGAUCACAUUGUGUUUUGUUUUCUGUGUGGAAGCAUUUUUCUCCCAAAUGUCUUAGUUUACAUUUUUGAGAUACUGAGUGUCAAGAAGGGAUUGCUUUGACCUUUUAUGUUUUGUAUCUAUAAAGCUAACUGCUUUAUUUAUUACUUUAUAUUAGUGAUGGUGAAUUUUUAUCAAUGUGACACUAGAAUUAAAAAAAAAAAAAGAUGAGCAUGAUCAGAAAAUGGAUACCCACUGAUGUAGAUAACACACAACUUACCUUCUUGUGAGAUGAUCAGUGUCAUUUUGUGAACCGUUUUUGAAGUUACUUAAAAUGUUCUUUCUCUCUGUCAGAUUGUAAAUUGAAAAUAAGGUUUCAUCCGACCAAUUUCAAGACCUACAAAUGCCCUGUGCAGUAUUUACAAAGGGAACCAUAUGUAAAAAGUCCAACUUUAAAGUAUUUUAUGUUUGUAUCAGGCUUAUUAACUUAUUUAUAUAUUGAACUGAAGUUAUUCAUUCACUAUGUGAAUUCCAUUUCACCCUCUGUAGAAGCAAUAACAUUUUGACAAUCGAUGCUCACACAGCAUUUCAUUAGUGCUGGACUUUAUGCCAUCUUCGAUCAGUGUGGUGACAGUGGAUCAUAUUUUAUGUGACUGUUUUUCCUCUAAGGAAGUUUUUUUCCAGUUGCUGUCAUAUCAAUGCUGCUUGUUGUUUUGGUACUUAAAAUUUAAAGUUCAAAUUAAAAGCCUAUUCUGCCA
Molecule: messenger RNA, 5479 nt
Organism: Scatophagus argus
Lineage: Eukaryota; Metazoa; Chordata; Actinopteri; Scatophagidae
Gene: megf11
Product: multiple EGF-like-domains 11
Exons: 26
Coding region: 423-3800 (1125 amino acids)
Cellular component (GO): membrane
Molecular function (GO): protein binding; zinc ion binding
Source: RefSeq, a predicted model, not a curated record